Messenger RNA from Tinamus guttatus (white-throated tinamou), 1497 nucleotides. NCBI's taxonomy places the organism in Eukaryota, Metazoa, Chordata, Aves, Tinamiformes, Tinamidae. The record is from RefSeq and is a predicted model, not a curated record.
AUGGAGACGUGCUGGGUUGGCUCAGCAAUGGAUGCGGCCUUCGCUCUGGCAGAGCCUUUCACCAAAAUCAAGGCUGAGGAGAAAAGCUGGAGCAGGGCAGGAGACGAGGCUGUGGAGGAGCACGGCCUGGCCCCCGGCGCGCAGGGCGGCCUCGGCGCCCUCUGCGACCUGCAGUGGAUGCAGAUCAACAUCGUGCAGGAACGGGCGCCCCCCGAGCGCGCCCACGGCCCCGUGGACGUGCUGCUCAUCGAGGUAGAAACUCAGGCAGUUUUCAGCUGCGAUUUGUGCCCGUUCACCUCGCUCAGAAUAUCGAGUCUGAACCGUCACGUGAAAACCCAUUCCGAUGAGAAACCCCACGUGUGUCACCUCUGCCUCAAGGCCUUCCGUACAGCCACUCUCCUGCGUAACCACGUGAAUGCUCACACAGGGACCAGACCAUAUAAAUGCUGUGACUGUGAUAUGGCAUUUGUGACCAGUGGUGAGCUCGCAAGACACAGACGUUACAAGCAUACUUUAGAAAAACCCUUCAAGUGCUCACUAUGUAAAUACUCCAGUGUAGAAGCCAGCAAACUGAAGCGACACAUUCGCUCGCACACCGGAGAGCGUCCUUACGCCUGCUGCCUUUGCAGCUAUGCCAGCAAAGACACGUAUAAGCUGAAAAGACACAUGGUGACCCACUCAGGUGAAAAGCCAUAUGAAUGUUAUGUUUGCCAGGCCAGAUUCACUCAAAGUGGUACCAUGAAAAUCCAUAUAUUACAAAAGCACGGUGAAAAUGUGCCAAAGUAUCAGUGUCCGCAUUGUAGCACGUUUAUCGCAAGAAAAAGCGAUCUGGGUGUCCACUUGCGAAAUCUGCAUUCCUACAUGGCAGUGGCAAUUAAAUGCAGUUACUGUGAAGCUGUUUUUCAUGAGCGCUAUGCUCUUACUCAGCACAAGAAGACGCACAGAAAUGAGAAAAGGUUCAAGUGUGAUCAGUGCAGCUAUGCAUGCAAGCAGGAACGACACUUAGUUGUCCAUAAACGCACCCAUACUGGGGAGAAGCCCUUCAGCUGCCUGUGCUGCAGCAAGAGCUUUCGGCGCAAGCAGCUGCUCACCGUGCACUUCAGGAAGCACCACGACUCCAAUUUCAAACCUCCAGUUUAUGAAUGCCCUGAAUGUGGUAAGGGCUAUUCACGCUGGAGUAAUAUGCAUAAGCAUGCUGAAAAUUGUGGAUUGGUGAGAGCAAAAGCUGUUGCAUCCAGAAAAAGAAGCAAGGGCAAAAAGAAAAAACGUUUGUUCACCAAGUUAAGCAUGGACAAAGCAGUGUGGAAUUGGUGCAUGGACAGCGUCAUUGCUCGGGACGGUCUCCGCCGCAGCCUGCGGGCGAGCGCAGCCAUUCCAGCGCAGGGCAGCGAUAACGGCCGCCACGCGGCUAUCGGGCUGACCAGAGACUUUGCCAGGAACUAUCUAGUAAAACACAUGACGCUGCCCUCACCCCCCGGCCGGGAUGCUGAUACGUGA